Brettanomyces bruxellensis is the source of this 645-nucleotide messenger RNA. RefSeq lists its product as uncharacterized. The coding region runs from base 1 to 645 and encodes 214 amino acids. NCBI's taxonomy places the organism in Eukaryota, Fungi, Ascomycota, Pichiomycetes, Pichiales, Pichiaceae. The record is from RefSeq and is a predicted model, not a curated record. Gene Ontology annotation, molecular function: protein homodimerization activity; structural molecule activity. Gene Ontology annotation, cellular component: ESCRT II complex. Gene Ontology annotation, biological process: protein transport to vacuole involved in ubiquitin-dependent protein catabolic process via the multivesicular body sorting pathway. The transcript has 2 exons.
AUGGAUGAACAAACAUCAUUAAAGAAGACAGCCUUUUCAUUCCCAAAGCUCUAUAACUUUCCGCCUUUUUUCACAAGGCAGCCUAAUCAGCAGACAUAUCACACACAACUCGAGGCUUGGAGGAAGAUUGUGAUAGAAUAUUGUCGAUUUUAUCGAAUAUGGGCUCUCUCUUUGAAUGGGAUAGCAUUGACAAACGUAAAAGCCGGGUCCUCUUCCGGUGAUGAUGAGGAUGAAGAAUCUGAACCUUCUGGGACGGAAGGUGAAAAAGCAUCGGUAUUCAAAAACACAAAGAUAAAUCGUGAAGUGAAGGGUGAUUUCAUUAUGACAAUCUACGAGAGUUUGAUUGAGAAGAAAGAGGCUAGUUGGAUAAAUGAACAAAACCAGCGUUUAGGUAUUCUGAUAUAUUGGAAUAGUCUUGAAGACUGGGCAACAAUGCUAAUGAACUGGGUGGUAUCAACAGGACAAGACGGAAAUGUUUUAACUAUAUACGAACUUCAGAAUGGUGAAGCAGUUCAAGAUCAAGAAUUUGCUGGCAUGGCUACCGAGACACUUACACGGGUGAUUUCUGUUCUCGCCAAGGAAGGAAGAGCAAGAGUUCUUAAAGAUGACGAUGGAACGAUCGCUGGAGUCAAAUUCGGAUCAUAA